AUGCCUGCAGCAGGCCCUGGAACAAUCGAAGACCAAAUUCGGCAAGUGGAUCGGGUCGUAAAGGACUGCGAGCAUUCACGGAAAUGUAUGGAAGUGCUGGCACGCCGCCUGGACGAUUUGAAUGAUGAAGUGAAGAGAUAUCGAGACUUUUUGAGUCAGGAAAAAUCCCGACGAGAUCCUGCCCUUUACAAAACGACCAAUGUAGACCGCCCAAGUGUGUACAAUGAGAACAUCUGCGGAACGAUGAACAGUUUGACAUCACAACUCACUCAGGAAUAG
Molecule: messenger RNA, 279 nt
Organism: Cylicocyclus nassatus
Lineage: Eukaryota; Metazoa; Nematoda; Chromadorea; Rhabditida; Strongylidae
Source: the annotation of a GenBank genome assembly